Musca domestica (house fly) is the source of this 1226-nucleotide messenger RNA. Its product is annotated as serine protease snake. Lineage: Eukaryota; Metazoa; Arthropoda; Insecta; Diptera; Muscidae. The coding region runs from base 184 to 1080 and encodes 298 amino acids. Gene Ontology annotation, molecular function: serine-type endopeptidase activity. The transcript is spliced from 5 exons. Gene Ontology annotation, biological process: proteolysis. The record is from RefSeq and is a predicted model, not a curated record.
UUCAAUAAAAAUACUAUUUUCAAAAUCAACUCCAUUAACUUAGAUGCCUUAGCUGCAGAUAGCCGUUUCCAAUCAUUAAAACUAGAGUCCAAUGGAAAUGAGAAUGAUCGCUCGGCCGAAAACUGCAAAAAUGCUGAGAAAUGUCCAUGGCUUUUGGUGAAAACGAUCGGAAUAAGGAAAAGAAUGAAGCAUUGCUUUAUUAAUAAGCAGGGCAUGUCUGUGUGUAAUCCGCAUAAAUCAUAUGACACAACUAUAGAGCCACAAGAAACUACGACCACCCUACGUCCAGUCAAAUUGAAUACAAAACGUCGAAGUGCAUUGGAAUGCAAACCAGUUAUUGACGCGAAACCGGAUAUCGUCUUUGGCAUACUAGCCAGAAAGGAUCAAUUUCCAUUUAUGGCCACUAUCGGUUGGACAUCACAUUAUGACAAGAAGCCAUGGUAUCGAUGUGGAGGAGCACUUAUUUCACCCAGAUUUGUACUGACGGCAGCCCAUUGUGCAGAAAUAGAAGGAGCGAAGCCAAAUGUGGUGCUAAUUGGUGGCUCAGAUUUAACUGAUUCCUCGGUUCGAGAUGUGAAAAUAAAACGUUUCAUACAACAUCCCCGGUACAAUAGUUCAACGGUGCACAAUGAUAUAGCGUUAAUAGAGAUCGAAGGGUAUGACAGAAAAAACCCCUCUACCGCCUGCUUGUGGACCGAGGAACGCCUAAGUUCCAACAACGUAAUUGCCGUCGGAUAUGGUCACACGGAAUUCGGUGGCAAAGCUUCAGAUCAGCUGUUCAUGGCAAACUUAAAAAUUGCUCCCCAUGACAUCUGUCGCAAAUAUUAUAAAGAAAAUGAUAAUAGCCAUUCGGAUCUAAUUCGACCUACAAUGCAUUUAUGUGCCGGAGAUCCGGAAGGUUUACGUGACACGUGCCAGGGUGAUUCGGGUGGUCCGCUGUUAUUGGAUCAAGGUCCUUACAAACCUCUAUAUGUUGUUGGUGUUACUUCGUACGGUCUGGGUUGUGCCGGUGAACCGCCAUCUAUCUAUACACGAGUGUCAACGUAUAUCGAUUGGAUCGAGAGUAUUGUGUGGCCAUAGGAUACUGUCUCUUUUUUUCAGUUUCAACCAGGCCCCAUUUUAACCAAAUUCCUUAACAUCUUUAAAAUAUAUCAUAAAAGUUUCUAACAUCCUGUAUUUCAAUUAUUAAGACAAUAAAAUAAAAGAGAUCCUUUAAGAAGUAUCAG